CAACAAUUGGUAUCAGAGCAAGGGCUCCAAUUUGAAGGUUUAACCACCUAGGAGUUGAUCAAGGAUGGAUCAAUUUCAAGCUUCUCAACCACUUGAAGGUUUGUUUACCACUAAGCCUCCUUUCUUUGAUGGUACUAAUUAUAAGUAUUGGAAGAAUAGGAUGAAGGUCUUCAUGCUUGCAAAUGUGCCCAAGGCAUGGAUUAUGACUAUAAAAGGUCCAUAUGUGCCUAUGAAAGUAGUUGGGGAAAGUGAGGUGCCAAAGGAAGAAGUUGAAUGGAAUGAUGAAGACUUGGUGAAGAUCAUGAUCAACAACAAAGCAAUCAACAUGCUUCAAUGUGCUCUCAAUCCAACGGAAUUCCAUAGAGUUUUCGGGUGUAAUAUGGCUAAGGAGAUGUGGGACAUGUUGGAGAUGAAACCGGAGGAGAGCAUUCAAGAUAUGUGUACAAGAUUGAAUGAUAUAGUCACCAAUCUCAAGGCUCUUGGUAAAGUCUAUCCUUCUCAAGAAGUGGUGAGGAAGGUUCUUAGAAGCUUGUCCAAGAAUUGGGAAGCCAAGAAUAUCGCAAUUGAAGAGUCUAAGGAUCUCAACACUCUCAAGCUUGAAGAUCUCAUUGGAAAAUUGAUGACAAAUGAAAUAAAAGUUCAAGUUGAUUGUGGAGUUGUAGUAGUUGAGAAGAAGAAGAAGAAUGUUGCUUUCAAGGCUAGCAAUCAAAAGGAAGAGAGUGAAGAUGAUGCUAGUAAUGAUGAGUCUAGCAAUGAGGAGGACAUCACCAAAUUGGUUUCAAAGGAAGUGAAGAAAUACAUGAAGAAGAGCCUCAAAGGGACAUCCUCUAGAAGAAACAAGGAAAUUCACUAUUCUAGAGGAAGAAUAUAUAGUGAUGAUGAUGAUAGAGGAAAGCCAAGCAAGAAGCAUAUCAAAUGCUAUGAGUGCAACAAGAUGGGGCAUUAUAGAAAUGAAUGCCCUCAAUUGAAGAAGGGUGAAAGGAAAAACAAGAAGAGCAUGAAGAAGAAAGCCUUUGCCGCCACUUGGAGUGAUGAUGAUGCUAGCUCAAUGGAAAGUAAGAGCUCCUUGGAGAAUGGUGUUGCAAAUCUUUGCUUCAUGGCUCAAGAGGAUAGCAACAAUGAUGAGGAGGUAAACUUUAACUUUUCUAGUUCAAUUAAUGAAAGUUCUUUUGAGUAUUCUUAUGAUGAUUUAUGCAAAGUUCUUGAUUGCUCUAUGAAUGAUAUCAAGAAACUAGGAAAUAAGAAUCUUGCUCUUACUAAAACCAUGUCAUUGCUUAAAAGUGAGAUUGUAUCUCUUUCAAAACAAAAUGAGGUUUUAGUUAAAGAAAAUGCCUCUUUAGAUGGUGAAAUUGCAUCAUUAAAGAAUGAGGAGUCUAGUAAUGCUUUGAAAAAGGAAAAUGAGGAUGCAAAGAAGGAAAAUGAGGAUUUAAAGAAGGAAAAUGAGGUGUUAAAGAGAAAAGCUUGUGAUCUUGAGAAUAUGAUUUCCAAAUUUACCUUGAGUAAAGAAAAAUUUGAUUCUAUCUUAAAAUCUCAAAGAAGUAUUUAUGACAAAGAGGGCAUUGAAUUUGAUUAUUCUAAAAAGCAAAAGACUUUCAAGAAUUCUUUUGUAAGAGCAAGUCAAUCCUAUCAUCCUAAUGUUACUUGCUAUUGUUGUGGUGCAAAUGAACACUUUGCUUACGUAUGUCCUUUGAAGAGAUUGAUAGCUCAAGGUAAAGUGAAGCAAAUUUGGGUUCCAAAAGGAACUUUAAGCACUAACCCCCAUGGACCCAAGCAAAUUUGGGUAUCAAAAAUCAAAACUUAAUUUUGUUUUGUAGAUAUUACUUGUAUCAUAUUUACAUACUUGACAUAUGUGAAUGAUUAGAUUGAUUAUCUAUCAUAUAUAGUUCGUAAUGAGCUUUUGAUGGUAUAAGUGAUUUUCAAUGUCAUAUGUGUCACUUUGAAGAUGGUUGAUGAUUUGUCUUACUUAACAUUGUUUGUCUCAUUCAAAUUUACUUGUCUUAUUAUUUUCAUAAUUUUAAUGAUAGCACUUGGAAGUUAAGCAUGAUCUUAGGAAGAGUCUUACACUUGAAAGUUAAGUAUAUUAGGAAAUUUGUAUGUUUGCUUUUUGAUGGAUGAUUUUGAUGAUAUUUGAUUAUGUGCAAGUGUAUGUCAUGCACUUGAAUGUUUGCCUAGUCAUGGUUGAUUUCAAUGAAUAAAAUUUUUGAUAUUUG
This is a messenger RNA of Rubroshorea leprosula, 2210 nucleotides long. The record is from the annotation of a GenBank genome assembly. NCBI's taxonomy places the organism in Eukaryota, Viridiplantae, Streptophyta, Magnoliopsida, Malvales, Dipterocarpaceae.